Molecule: messenger RNA, 5790 nt
Organism: Sceloporus undulatus (fence lizard)
Lineage: Eukaryota; Metazoa; Chordata; Lepidosauria; Squamata; Phrynosomatidae
Gene: DSG2
Product: desmoglein 2
Exons: 15
Coding region: 1-3306 (1101 amino acids)
Biological process (GO): homophilic cell-cell adhesion
Cellular component (GO): desmosome; plasma membrane
Molecular function (GO): calcium ion binding
Source: RefSeq, a predicted model, not a curated record
AUGGCUUCCCUGGAGCCCGGGGCUCCUGUGCUCUUGAGCUGUGUUAUCUUUGGAAAUGGACUUCAUCUAGAGAUUCUUGGUGGCAGAAAUGACCAGCAAGUCAGUAAGAACAGCCUGCUUCGGCAAAAACGAGAAUGGAUUGUCCCUCCUGCAGUCAUCUGGGAAGAGCGUGACAAUUUCAAAAAGAAUCCAAUCGCUAGAAUACGAUCUGAUCGUGAAGGUGAACCAGGGUUAGUUAUUACUUACACCAUUUCUGGCCAAGGAGUCACAGAACCACCAUAUCAGUUAUUUGUGAUUAAUGGAAAAACUGGAGACCUGAACAUAACUGGAAUAGUUGAUCGGGAACAAACACCAAUGUUGCAUCUGAAAGGAUACGCAUUGGAUCAAAAUGGUGCAAACUUGGAAAAACCAUUAGACCUACGAAUUAAAGUUCUGGAUGUAAAUGACAACAGCCCAGUAUUUUCACAGGAAGUUUUUUCAGGUUCUGUUGAAGAACUGUCCACAAUAGGUACUGUUGUGAUGAAGAUAACUGCAACUGAUGCAGAUGAGCCUGGUACCCUUAAUUCCCAAAUUGCUUACAGGAUUGUUUCACAGCAACCUGAUCAGCCUCCAGCAUUUAUAAUUAACAAAGCAACAGGCGAAGUUCGGACUGCUGUCUUCCAACUUGACAGAGAGGCACAAAGUAGCUACACUUUAAUUGUGGAAGCAAAAGACCAAGAUGGAAAGGAAAAUGGGCAUGGUCAACAGACUACUCUACAGAUCAAGAUUUUGGAUGUCAAUGACAAUGUUCCUGUUCUUGAAAAAGACACGUAUGAAGGAAGUGUUAAGGAAAAUACAGCUAAUGUGGAAAUUAUGCGAUUGAAGGCCUUUGACAGAGAUGAGGAAUUCUCCGAUAACUGGCUGGCACAGUUCACAAUUUUGUCUGGCAAUGAAGGAGGCUAUUUCCAUAUAGAAACAGAUCAGCAAACCAAUGAAGGCAUUUUGACACUGGUUAAGGAAAUUAAUUAUGAAGACCUGAAGAGUGCUGACUUGAAUAUUGUUGUUGCUAACAAAGCAGCAUAUCACCAAUCAAUUAUUAAUCAAGGUUUUCAAGCAAAAUCAAUUCCAAUUAAAAUAAAUGUGGAAAAUGUGAGAGAAGGCCCUGUAUUUAAGCCUCAAACAUUGGUGAUUAAAGGAAAUGAAAAAAUGACAGUCAACCAGAUUAUUGGGAGUUUUCAAGCUUAUGAUGAAGACACUGGGAGGAUAGCAGAAAAUGUCAGGUAUGCCAAAGAUAAGGAUGUUGCAAACUGGUUCAUAAUAGAUUCCAAAACAUCUGAAAUAAAACUGAUUAAGGUGCCAGACUAUGAAUCACCAUUUGUUUUCAAUGGUACUUACACUGCAACAAUUUUGGCCAUAAGUAACGACAUCCCUUCACAAACAGCCACAGGUACCAUUGUAAUUGAAGUACAGGAUUUUAAUGACCACUGUCCAACUCUAGUGACUCGAGAGACAACUGUCUGUACAGAUACAAAGUUCAUUAACGUCACUGCUGAGGAUCGAGACACUCAUCCAAAUGGUGGCCCUUUUACUUUCACUAUCAUUGAUGACUCUGAAAGGAUGUCAUACAGAUGGAUAAUUGGCCAGGUGGAUGGAACUAGAGCACAGUUGGUGCCACAGAAUGUGAAUCCUGGAACAUACGAAGUUCCACUCUUAGUGAAAGAUAACCAAGGCUUGAGUUGUCCUGAACCACAGAUCCUAAAGGUGCAGGUUUGCGAUUGUGUAGAUGGUGCUGGUUGCCAAGAAGCAAUUGUUGGUUCCUCCGUUGUCCUUGGACCCUCAGCAAUUGCACUGAUCAUUUUGGCAUUAUUGUUGCUUCUGCUUGUGCCUCUCUUACUGCUGGCAUGUGGCUUUGGAUCAGGCACUGGAAAAGGUUUUGUAGCAAUACCUGAUACCAGCGAAGAAAUGUUACGAAACUGGAACAGUGAGGGGGCAGCUCCUGAAGACAAGGCAAUUCUCAGUCUCGGGGCUCCCCCAGCAUUGGACAAUUCAGCCUCUAAUAUGGGACUAGUAGCAACAGGUGUAGGAGCAGGAGCGACCGGUGCAGGAGCAGCUGCAGGAGGAGGUGGAGGAGGUGGUGGUGGUUCUUCUUCUGUGUUCAGAGACCAGUACAUCAGCAGGGAAGAGCAAACGGCUCUCCUUUCUGGGGCAGAUUAUAGAGGCAUGAGAUUAGGAGGAACCUCAGCCACAGCAGCCGGAGGUGGCAUGACAGCUACAGGAAGCUUGGCAGCAGGAGGAACUAUGACACUAGGUGCUGGAAGAACUAUAGCCAUGGAAAGUGGAGGCACUGUGAAUGAAGAUUUCUUGAGGAGUUACUUCAGUGAGAAAGCUGAUGCUUUUGCUGACGAAGAUGAAACACAACUUGCAAAAGACUGCCUACUAGUUUAUUCUCAGGAUGAAGAGAAAGAUUCUGCCCGUGGCUCAGUUGGCUGCUGCAGCUUUAUUGAGGAUGACUUCGAUGAGCACUUCCUGGAUGACCUGGGAGAUAAAUUUAAGACUCUUGCUGAGAUCUGUAUGGGCAAACAUGUAGGCAUGGGAGUUGGGCAGCUCAGCUCCCAAGUGCCAAAAAAUGCAAGUCCUAGUCUUACAGUGAAUGAGUCAGAUUCACAAUACUUGCACCAGCAGAAUGUUGUAAGUUCAGAACAAACCUAUGCUUCAGGGCCAAGCUACCAGUUAUCUAAACCUACAGAGCGCUUUGGUUCAGGAACCGUGACGGAGGAAACAGUCACUGAGACAAAAUUUACAUCUAACCUGAAGCAAGCUAGGCCCAUACCUGACCCUAUAAUUAGUAGCAGCAAUGUUGUAGUAACAGAAACAUCUUAUGGGGCAAGACCCCCUACAGUAAUCCUUGACCCUCAGUUUACGGAGAAUGUGGUUGUAACAGAGAGAGUACUUGCUCCAGCUUCUAGUUUACAGAAUGUAUUGGAUAUGCCUCCUGGAGCUUUUCCAGACCUCCCAGAUUCAAAAUAUGUUGUGGUGAGAGAAAGGGAGAGGGUCCUUGUGCCCAGUUCUGACCUGAAGGCUCCCUUAAGCAAUUUAUCAGAAGGACAAAAUGUGGUAGUAACUGAGACUCUGAUGACACCCAGUAGUGGUAGGCAGAGCACAACAGAACCAACCACCUAUUCUGACACUGAGAGGCAGGAACAUGUUUUCAUCUCAGAACCUUUUCUUAAUCAAACCAAUGCUCAGGAAGUACUGUCCUCUGGUUCUACCUUGAGUAAGUCAUCAACAUUUAAAAAAUACAGCUCUGUGCAGUAUACACGCUCAUAGUGUAUAUUUAUCCAUUGUUUUUAUUUACAUUUAACAUUGUUGGGGUUAAUAGGUGACUUUUGUAAAGCUGAAUAAGAUACUUAACUUUCCUCAGUGUUUGAUGUUACAUAAAACACGGUAGCAAUCAAAGAAAAUAUCAGAAUUAAGUAUACAACCCUAAACAUCUUUGCUAGGGAGCAAGCAUAAUUAAAAACAGUGGUAUUAAAAACCCAUAAGAUUAUAGUGUAAAAAACAUACUGCAAGAGGCUACUGAUAACUGUGGAGCUGGAAAGAAUGCGGCUAAUCAAAAAUAACAGCUUGGACAUCUCUCUGCUUAUACUUUGCUAGACACAGUCAUAGUUCCUAGUAGGUGUAUUCAGGAUUAUGGCAUUUGAUCGGCAAACAAUCUAUUCUAAUGACUUGCAUCUUGUGAGUGACAUAUGCCAAUGUAAACUGAUGUAUGUCUUUUUUAUGGCUGUAGAGGGAGGAAUUCACAGCCUCCCUCAUGCAGCAAUCUCCAGUCUGUGAAAACCGACCUGUCUCUUACUGUUCUCCCUUACAACACAGCUAUGCAGCAGCCAAUAGAAAGCAGCUAAGAGGAAUGUGGUUACAGCCCUAUUGCCAGAUGCUCAAUUAUGAAGUUUCCUCCAGGAUCUCCUUGGGUCUUCCAGAGGUUCUGAUGGAUAAUGUCGUUGUGUUUCUGGUUUUGACUCAGACACUUCUCAGCUGCCACCCCCUGCUCUCCACUGGCCACUGUGUGGUUGUGUUGGCGUGGUGUCCAUAGGCGGAUGGAUUUUCAGAAAGGGGCAAUGGGAUUUGUUUCUGUCUUGGUGGAAAUGUAUGUCGUUGUCUCCCCCUGCAGGAUUACAGCCACUACUUUUGUAGCUAGGGCUAUAUAAUAGCAACCGCAUAUUCUCUAAAAAGAAAAAAAAGUGGGUAUCUCACUUUGUUCUUAAGAGUUCCUCCUCAGGAUUUUGAUAUACUUAAAAGCAAAGAUUAAUGUAAAAGAGAUGGCUUGAAGAAGAGAAUCUUCCCAAAUAUUGUUUCAUAUAGCUAACAUCUGAUUUCAAAUAUGAGCUUGAUUUAUUUACAUGCAAGUAUUGUUUGAAAAUGUAUCAAAAGAGGCCAUUGCAUUCUUUCUGUGGGUUUCUGGGACAGCAAGGUAAGCAUUAGGAAGGCUAAAGUGCAAUACAUGGUUGCAGUACAGAGAGCUUUUGUUCAGAUGGAUAGUCAACCAUGAACUCUUUUCUGGAUGCUACAUUCUAUUUCUUUAUAUGUUGUUUUUCUGUCUAUUCCCACCACCACCACCCCAGCAACAGUCAAGUUAUCAUUGCAUAUUCCAGUGAGUAUUCCCAGUCUGUUUUAAGUAAAUAUGCAUAGAAUUUUGCUGUUGGGUUCAUCAUAUAAUUUGUGAAACUGGAGUUACGAAAUAGAAGCCCAUAACAAAAGGAGAUUUGAUCAUAUGAGCACAAGAGUCCUGAUAUUUUCAUCAUUCCCAUUGUCCCAUUCUUUUUGGCUUCAUUUUGACUUUAACAUAUGAAAUGAAUUAAAAUAGUGUGUUUCCAUCUCAGGAAUGCAGGAUAGGCUGUAUUUUUAACAGACCAAAUAAUGUAAUAGCUUGGUAAUAUAUAUGUAUAAGUACACAGUAGAGUAAAUAUGGUGUAGUGGAAAGAAAAUUGGACCAGAGAGAACUGAAGUCAGGCCUUUAUACCACUCAGCUAUGAAACUGACUUACAUUGAUUUUAGAUCUUUUUAUUGUUUGUAUCAUAUCUAUCAGGGAGUCAGGUGUGGCAUAUUAGUUUAAGUGUUGGACUGCAACUCAACAAGACCAGGGUUCAAUUCCCCACUCAGCCAUGAAACCCACUUGUGACCUAGGGUAAGUCACAUGCUCUUAGCCUCAGGGGAAGGCAAUGACAAAGCUCUGCUGAACAAAUCCUGCUGAGAAAAUCCCCUUAUAGGUUCACUUUACGGCCACCAUAAGCUGGAAAUGACUAGAAGGUAAACAACAAAAACAAAAUGAUACCUGUUGUAUAUGAAAGCAAUAAGUACAACUGACUGUUGCACUAUUCACUUUUCCCCCUAUCUGUCACUGUGUACAUAAUAUACCUAUUUGAUAAGAAGAAGCAAAGCAUAUCAUGGUAAAUAUUUUUAAGGGGGAGGGGACAAAACAUAUUCAAUGAACAUUUUUUAUUUUACAGAAAAGGUUACUGCUCAUUUCAAGUUUCCCCCCCAAUCAGCAACAUCAUCUGCAAGAAGUUGCAUGCAUAUGGGUAGUAAUGCUAUAUUGACACUAAAACUAUAUUGGUAGCCCACUAAGGAUGUAUAUAUAAUUCCUGUUGUGCCUUCCAACAGAUGACACAGAUUUAUGGGCCUUUAACUUUGUGAUCUCUUUUAUUUUAUGUAACUCGACUUGGCUGUGCACUGAUGUCAUAAUUGAAAGGUGGGAUCAUUGUGCUGUAAUUUUUUAUAGAAUUUCAAAUAAAAUACAUACAUUUUGUCAUUGCA